Messenger RNA from Ilex paraguariensis (yerba mate), 462 nucleotides. The record is from the annotation of a GenBank genome assembly. Lineage: Eukaryota; Viridiplantae; Streptophyta; Magnoliopsida; Aquifoliales; Aquifoliaceae.
AUGACUGAAGAAGGGGGUACCACAGUACACGCUCAGGAGGACGUUGGCCAGGCUAGUGUCACUGAAAAGCUGCACAGGCAAAUCCCCAUUGGCGCCACUGCUCCCAUGGGUGAGUAUCGUGGGCAUGCUCCCAUGGGCAAGCAUCAUGGUGGAGGCACUAAUGGCGUCGACGAGCAAACCCCCAUGGGCACUGUCAAGGCCGGGGCUCCUGGGGCAUUCUUGGGCGAGGCGCUACGAGCGCCCCCCAUCGAGGCACCAUGGGUGACCUCAGGCAAGGCGCCAUUGGCAUCCUCGGGUGAAGCACCACGGGCGCCGUGUGGUGAGCUGGUGAGGACCCAGUCUGGCGGGGCUGACUGUGGAGAUGAUCCAGCGCUCCUGAAUGUUGGGCAAGAAUUGGCGAUCGUGAGGGAGGCAUCGACAGGUACUGGGCAAUACCAGGAAGGUAGUUCUGAUGGGUACUAG